AUGUCAGUUAGCAAUAAGAUUAAUGUCAAUUUCAAUGACAUGAAAUUUGAGUAUGAGAGCAAUAAGAACGCCAAAGAUACUGCUGAUAUUGAUGUUGAAGAUUUUGAUACUGAAUUUUUGUAUGAAAGUUAUAAAAAAUACAUGUUUUUAAACAGCAAUAUGUCUGAGAAUCCUGUAUACAGAUUUGUUGCAACAUUCACUCUCUUGAAGAUUUAUAAGCAGAACUUUCAGUUUCUUACAAGUCUGUCUGGUCUUCAGUAUAUGAUAGAAUUCUGUGAGCUCUUCAAGAGCAUAAGACAAUUUGUGGUCUGCAAGAAUUACUAUGAAAUUUAUAAAGAAAAUCAAUCUAUUUUUUCUCACUACAUCUUUGCAAAGACAGAUACUCAUUCAGCUUUGCAAAAAUUAGCAGACACAAUAUGCAAUGUGUACAAUGAUGCCGUUUGGAAAGAACUCAAGAAUAGUAAUGCUGUUUCAUUUGUUGAACAGUCUUGUCUGCUGAUACUGAUACUGAUUCUUAAUAUUGACUGGUUUCAGCUGUUUGAUAAAGUGACAUACUCUAGUAGUGCAAUCUACUUGACUACUAACAACUUGCCUCACAGUGACCAGUUGAAAGCUGAGAAUGUAAUUCUUGUAGAACUUAUGUCUGGUCUCUCAAAGCCAACAAGAUAA
This is a messenger RNA of Phycomyces blakesleeanus NRRL 1555(-), 669 nucleotides long. RefSeq lists its product as hypothetical. The record is from RefSeq and is a predicted model, not a curated record. The coding region runs from base 1 to 669 and encodes 222 amino acids. The transcript has 4 exons. Lineage: Eukaryota; Fungi; Mucoromycota; Mucoromycetes; Mucorales; Phycomycetaceae.